AUGACCGGUACUCCAGGAAACGAUAUGCCAUAUGUCCGUCUCGGGAAAUCGGGGCUGAAGGUAUCGAAGAUUAUACUGGGCUGCGGCUUCUAUGGUUCGUCCGAGUGGCAAGAAUGGGUGCUGGGAGAGGAGGCCGGGCUCGAGCAUAUCAAGUACGCCUACGACCACGGCAUCAACGCAUUCGACACUGCGAAUGUAUACUCUGACGGACGGAGCGAGGAGAUACUGGGCAAAGCGAUCAAGCAAUUCAACUUCAAUCGAGACGCGAUUGUCGUUAUGACCAAGCUAUUCGGUGAGGUGCGCAGGAAUGGCGGACUUCUCAAACGCCGGACCACCGAGGAGGUUGAUCAAGAAGGCUAUGUGAACCAACAUGGCCUCUCACGGAAGCACAUAUUCGAGGCGGUCGAGCAUUCGUUGAGGCGCCUUCAGCUCGACUACAUCGAUGUGCUUCAGUGCCACCGUUUCGAUCCCGAUACGCCUAUCGAGGAAACCAUGCAAGCGUUACACGACGUCGUCAAGAGCGGCAAGGUGCGAUACCUCGGAAUGAGCAGCUGCCACGCUUGGCAAUUCCACGUCAUGCAGAACUAUGCCAUCGCCAACAAACUCACACCGUUUAUCAGCAUGCAGAAUCAUUAUAACCUCGUUUAUCGCGAAGAAGAACGCGAGAUGAUCCCGACGCUCGAUCACUUCGGAGUAGCCUGCAUCCCGUGGUCCCCGCUUGCGCGAGGUGUUGUGACACAUCCUCUUUCGCACACGACGACGCGCACAAGUACGGAUGCGGGUCAGAAAACGUACGAGGGCGGUGCCACGAACGCCAUCGUGACCCGCGUUGAGGAAGUCGCGAAGAAGCUCGACUUGAGCAUGGCGCAAGUUGGGCUCGGAUGGAUCAUGGCCAAGAGCACCGCGCCGAUUGUUGGCUCUACGAGCUUGAAAAACCUCGAGGAGCUCAUCCAUUCCGUGAACGUCAAGCUCAGUGACGAGGACAUCAAUUAUCUUGAGGAGCCCUACGUUCCUCGCGGCGGGUUUGGCAGUCGCUAG
This is a messenger RNA of Peniophora sp. CBMAI 1063, 1038 nucleotides long. Lineage: Eukaryota; Fungi; Basidiomycota; Agaricomycetes; Russulales; Peniophoraceae. The record is from the annotation of a GenBank genome assembly.